AACAGUGACUCUGAAGAAGAACGAGAUGGUGAGUCAGGGGGAGAUCUUGACGAAGAAUUCUGGUUAAAUCAGAAAAAGCUCAAAAGUCGGGAAAAGACCGAAGAAAUCAAGCAGUCGAAAACAGCAGACAACACCAAAACAAUGUCACGAGAAAGCGACAGAGCAAAGCAUGGGUCACGAGAAAGCGACAGACGAAGGCGUCGGUCGCGAGAAAGCGAAAAAGGAAAGCAGGGGUCACGAGAAAGCGACAGGAGAAGGCGUCCGUCACGAGAAAGCGAAAAAGGAAAGCAGGGGUCACGAGAAAGCGACAGGAGAAGGCGUCCGUCACGAGAAAGCGAAAAAGGAAAGCAGGGGUCACGAGAAAGCGACAGGAGAAGG
Molecule: messenger RNA, 378 nt
Organism: Cooperia oncophora
Lineage: Eukaryota; Metazoa; Nematoda; Chromadorea; Rhabditida; Trichostrongylidae
Source: the annotation of a GenBank genome assembly